CCAGUCACUCACUCCCCCAUACCAAAACUCACCGUCCCAACUAAACAACGACAAACUGAAAGCCCAGGAGGCGGCAGCCAACGGACACACACAGAGCCUCCCUCUCUCUCCUCUCUCUCUCUCUCUCUCUCUCUCUGGACGCACUUGCACUUGUCUUUUCAGAGUUUUGGGGUGUAAAUUCCAAAUUCAAAACCCUAGAUUCCUAAUUUCAUAGCCGUUGAUCUUAAAUAAAGUGCAGUUCCACCUGGACUUCCACCUCACUCUCUCUAAACGCCAUGAAAGCAGGUUCUUCAUAGAUUAUUUUGAAGAAUUAAACGUGAUCUGGUAAAAUUAGAACUAAAAGGGGUAUUUGCUGAGCCAAUAGAACAUGGGGACAGGGGAAGAGGGUACUCCUUCUAAGCCUUCCAAACAAGCUUCUACACCUCAGGAAUUACCAACAACACCUUCAUAUCCCGAUUGGUCCAGCUCUAUGCAGGCUUAUUAUGGUCCUGGAGGUACUCCGCCUCCCUUUUUCGCCUCUACUGUUGCUUCCUCAACUCCACACCCCUAUAUGUGGGGAGCCCAGCAUCCUAUGAUGCCGCCAUAUGGAACUCCAGUUCCAUAUCCGGCCAUGUAUCCUCCAGGUGGAGUUUAUGCUCAUCCCAGUAUGGUGAUGACCCCAGGCGCACCACAACCAACCCCAGAGUUCGAAGGGAAGGGUCCUGACGGGAAAGAGCGGGCUUCAACCAAAAAACCCAAGGGAACUGCAGGAAAUGCAGGUUUGGCUGGUGGCAAGGUUGUGGAGAGUGGAAAAGCAACUUCAGGUUCAGGAAAUGAUGGUGCUUCACAAAGUGGUGAAAGUGGUAGCGAGGGUUCAUCGGAUGGAAGCGAUGAUAAUGCUAACAAUCAGGAGUAUGGUGCAAACAAGAAGGGAAGCUUUGACAAGAUGCUUGCGGAUGGGGCAAAUGCACAAAAUAGCACCGGGACACUUGUUCAGGCUUCAGUGCCUGGGAAGCCAGUCUCUAUGCCUGGAACUAAUCUGAAUAUCGGAAUGGAUUUAUGGAAUGCAUCCCCUGCUGGUGCUGGAGCUGGAGCUGCAAAAGUAAGAGGAAAUCCAUCAGGUCCUCCUUCAGCUGGUGGUGCCGAGCAUUGGAUUCAAGAUGAACGUGAACUGAAAAGGCAGAAAAGAAAGCAAUCAAAUAGGGAGUCAGCUAGGAGGUCAAGAUUACGGAAGCAGGCAGAGUGUGAAGAGCUACAAGCAAGGGUAGAGACUUUGAGCAAUGAGAAUCAUAGCCUCAGAGAAGAGCUGCAUAGGCUUUCUGAGGAAUGCGAGAAACUGACAUCUGAGAAUGCUAAUAUAAAGGAAGAACUGACACGGGUGUGCGGACCCGAUUUAGUAGCAAACCUUGAGCAGCAGCCUGGUGGUGGUGAGGGCAACAGCUGAGACGGAGUAUUAGUCUCGCUUUGUAGUAACAGAGAUUUGAUUGAGCUCGGGAAGCCGCGACCCUUCGUUGGAUUGAGCUCGGGAAGCCAUGACCCUUCGUCGGAUUGAGCGUAGAGAAAUUGUUUUCCUUACUAAUUUAUACACUUUUAACCCUUUUCUCUGUAACGGUAACGUUUGUUUGUGAACUUUGUAGCUGAUGAGUUGGAUCCCCGGGAGCCAUGCAGAUUGUUGUAUCAUUGGAAAAAGAGUGUAUAGUAGAUUUACUUCCAUUUGCUGUUUCGAGUUUUUGAAUCGAUGUGUGGCUUCGGAUUCUUAUGCCCCAUUUUCUCUCUUUCUAUACAAGUACAAGCCUUGGGCUCGAGCUCGUAUGC
Molecule: messenger RNA, 1794 nt
Organism: Malus domestica (apple)
Lineage: Eukaryota; Viridiplantae; Streptophyta; Magnoliopsida; Rosales; Rosaceae
Product: G-box-binding factor 1-like
Biological process (GO): regulation of DNA-templated transcription
Cellular component (GO): nucleus
Molecular function (GO): DNA-binding transcription factor activity; sequence-specific DNA binding
Source: RefSeq, a predicted model, not a curated record